This is a messenger RNA of Medicago truncatula (barrel medic), 1116 nucleotides long. RefSeq names its product vacuolar protein sorting-associated protein 29. Gene Ontology annotation, biological process: retrograde transport, endosome to Golgi. Gene Ontology annotation, cellular component: retromer complex. The transcript is spliced from 4 exons. Bases 292 to 864 code for a protein of 190 amino acids. Lineage: Eukaryota; Viridiplantae; Streptophyta; Magnoliopsida; Fabales; Fabaceae. The record is from RefSeq and is a predicted model, not a curated record.
AAUUUAAUUUUAAAAGUGACAAUUUUUUUGUUUAUUUCUCUUUCAUUUUGGUUAAAAAAGUUAAUUAAUUUCUCAAAAAUUAAGAAUCAUUUGACAAAUCUGCUUGGAAAUUAAUUUUCCGUUUGAUAAUGAUUCUUCUGUCUAACUAACUCCUGUCUUUUGAUCCCGCUUCCCAUUUCGCCGCCGCUGUCACCACUCAUCGCCACCGUGGCGCGUAGUCUCCACAGCUUCACCUUCAUCAGUUUCUUUAGGUUCUUUAUCCGCCGAGCUUUCAGAUUUUGAUUGGUGAGGAUGGUGCUGGUUUUGGCCCUAGGGGAUUUGCAUGUGCCUCACAGAGCAGCUGAUCUCCCUGCAAAGUUCAAAUCCAUGCUUGUCCCUGGCAAGAUCCAGCAUAUUAUCUGCACUGGAAAUUUAUGCAUUAAAGAAGUUCAUGACUACUUGAAGACUCUCUGUCCAGACUUGCAUAUAACUCGUGGUGAAUACGAUGAAGAGACGAAAUAUCCAGAGACUAAAACACUAACCAUUGGUCAAUUUAAGCUUGGACUUUGCCAUGGUCAUCAGGUUGUUCCAUGGGGAGACCUAGAUUCACUAGCAAUGCUGCAGAGGCAGCUUGAUGUAGACAUCCUUGUGACAGGUCACACCCAUCAGUUUACAGCAUACAAACAUGAGGGUGGUGUGGUUAUAAAUCCAGGUUCUGCAACUGGUGCCUAUAGCAGCAUCACAUAUGACGUGAACCCAAGUUUCGUCCUCAUGGACAUUGAUGGUCUACGUGUUGUGGUCUAUGUGUAUGAACUAAUUGAUGGAGAGGUUAAGGUUGAUAAGAUAGAUUUCAAGAAAACAUCCUCAAACUCUUCUGCUCACUGAACUUGGUCUUUAGUCUAAAAUUCUUGUUCUUUUGUAUUUUACCUUCAAACUUUGUAAAGAGGUUCUGGUUUUAAUUUCUAUAGCUAUACAUUCAUUUGAACAAUUGUAUUCUGGGCAUAUUAUAGGUUUACAGGAUUUAUUUCAUUUGACCAAUUUGUCAACUGUGGAAAACAUAUAUAGCUGAUUAGAUGUGACUUAAUGUGACCGGUGAACUAGUAUGUUGAUUUUAACUUGUUCCUACGUUGGUUGUGA